CCCACCCGCUCCCCGAGGCAGGGGCACACCACACUUGCCUUCACUGCUCCGCCCGGUCCCGGUCCCGGGCCCGGCCCCGGCCUCGGCCUCGGCCUCCGUAUUCACCGCCACCCCAGUUAAAAUACCAGUCACCCGCUCGCCUCGUUUCGUCCACCUCAAAGGGAAGUUAAAACCCCAAGAAACCUUAGUCGACGCUUCGUCUCCUGUUGGAGUCAGAGAGAGAAAGAGAGAGGAUGGAGAGGUGCGGGAGCUGGGAGUGCGACGCGGCAGCGCAGAAGGCGGUGCCGGCGCCGUUCCUGACUAAGACGUACCAGCUGGUGGACGACCCGGCCACGGACCACAUCGUCUCCUGGGGGGACGACCGGGUGUCCACGUUCGUCGUCUGGCGGCCGCCGGAGUUCGCGCGCGACAUCCUCCCCAACUACUUCAAGCACAACAACUUCUCCUCCUUCGUCCGCCAGCUCAACACCUACGGGUUCCGGAAGGUCGUGCCGGAGAGGUGGGAGUUCGCGAACGAGUUCUUCAGGAAGGGGGAGAAGCAGCUGCUCUGCGAGAUCCACCGGCGCAAGACGUCGGCGUCCACGGCGUCGGCGUCGCCUCCGCCGUUCUUUGCGCCGCCGCACUUCCCCCUGUUCCACCCCGGCCCACCGCACCACCAGUUCGUGGGGGAUGAUGGGCUAGUGGCGGCGCACGGCAUGGGCGUCGCGUUCCCGCAUCCGUAUUGGCGGGAGCCGCACGCCGCCGCGCCGGUGGCCACGAGGCUUCUGGCGCUUGGCGGUCCGGCGCCCCCGUCGCCGUCGCCUGCCACCGAGGGUGGCGGGGGCGCAGGGCGCGCGGCCACCGCCGCUGUGCUGAUGGAGGAGAACGAGCGGCUGCGGCGCAGCAACACGGCGCUGCUGCAGGAGCUGGCGCACAUGCGCAAGCUCUACAACGACAUCAUCUACUUCGUGCAGAACCACGUGCGCCCCGUGGCGCCCAGCCCGGCCGCGGCGGCGUUCCUUCAGGGCCUCGGCCUGCAGGCGCGUAAAAAGCCCACCAUGGCCGCCGGGUUCAACAACUCCGGCGGGAGCACCACGUCUAGCAGUUCGCUCACCAUCGCCGACGAGCCGUCCCCUCCGCCGCAGCAGCUCGAGAAGAGCGGCGGGGAGGCAGGCAUCUGCAGUGCCGCUCACUCUGCCGCCGCGCCCACCAUGCUCUUCGGCGUGCACCUAAGCGCCGCUCCGAGCGGCGCGAGCACUAAGAGGCCGCCUUCCCCGGAAGAUCAGACACCCACGUCGCCUGCAAGGAAGCCCCGCCUAGUGCUCGAGAGCACCGACCUAAGGCUGUCCGUCGCGCCGUCCGCCGCCUCGUCCCCAGCUAGCACUAGCUAGUCAGCUAGCUCACACACCUGGCACCCAAGCAUGCAUGCUGCUGCAUGCAACGGCGGGGCGACCGUUUUGUUGUUCUAGUUCGACGUGUUCCGUUUCCACCGGUAGAUCAGUUGUUUGUUGCUGUCUUUGCUAAUGCUUAGGGGUCUACUAAUUGCACUACUGUGCCAAGCAAGCACUCAGACCUAGUGCCAUGAUGCGUCGAGCUAAUCCAGGCCAAGUUUUUUUGUACAGAAGUAGU
This is a messenger RNA of Phragmites australis (common reed), 1608 nucleotides long. Its product is annotated as heat stress transcription factor B-4c-like. Lineage: Eukaryota; Viridiplantae; Streptophyta; Magnoliopsida; Poales; Poaceae. Gene Ontology annotation, cellular component: nucleus. Gene Ontology annotation, molecular function: RNA polymerase II cis-regulatory region sequence-specific DNA binding; DNA-binding transcription factor activity. The coding region runs from base 234 to 1370 and encodes 378 amino acids. The transcript is spliced from 2 exons. Gene Ontology annotation, biological process: regulation of transcription by RNA polymerase II. The record is from RefSeq and is a predicted model, not a curated record.